AUGGCUGUUGCUGAUGUGACCUUAGAUGCGUUAAAGCGAAAACUAGACGAAGUUCAACGUUUUCUCCACAUUUCCUUAAGCAUUGCUAAUGCGCACACGGUUGACUUUUACACUCAUGAUGUGUGGAGCCAAUUCAUGGCUGUGACUCCCGAGGAUGUGUUGACAUGCUUCGGUUCUACUAAUGACCUGAAGAUGGCGCCCGAAGUGAAGGAAAAGGCCACGUUUGGUUUCUGUAACGAGAGUAAAAAGUUGGUGGAUGUUUCUGCUCUGGUAAAAGCUGCUAAAGACCGUUCCCUGCCGGGCCUCGGUGUGUGCUUGUCGCGUACGGACCUACUAAAGUACCUGAGAGCGGCCGGCGGAGAGAGACAGGUGGAAAAAGGGGAGACACCAGAUGACAUUAUUGUACCUGAUGAAUUUAUGAACUGUAAGAAGGCUCACGAGGUUCAGGCCAUGUCUGAGGUGGUGUCUUCUCUGGCCAAACACUGUGAGGUCAAACAGGUUAUAGAUGUGGGCUCAGGUAAGGGUUACUUGUGCACGUAUCUGUCCAUGCAGUACCUGUUACAGGUGUUUGGUAUCGAUUCCUCCGCUACCAACACCCAUGGUGCCCAGGAGAGAAACCGCAAACUCAGAAAGUUCUCUCGAGCCUACCAGAGACACGGCAGAGCCAUAGAGGCAGGUUGCCCGACAGUGUCCCAACCCCAAGACAGCAGAGAAAAGGAGGUGGAAAGUAGACAUUCUGAGGGAGGAGAGAGGAGGGAUAUAGAGGAGAAGAAGAAUGAGAGAAUGAUCCAAAAGGAUGGGGUUUUGGAAGAAUGUCACCUCUUAAAUAAACCUGACGAAGAUUCCUGUGACUCUGUGAAUCCAGACGGUGAAAACCCUUUUCUUAGCGCGUUGUCUUUAGAUGUAGUGGAGACCCCUUCACCUCGGGUUCCUCCCAGUGAGCUGAGCAUGGAGGAGAGGGAGAGGCGGAAGAGGGAGAAUCUGGAGAGGAAAGCUCAAAAUGCCAAAGCCAAUGGUUCCAACAAUGGAAUAACAUUCUCCCCUCUGACUUCCUACAUCACCGCGGAAACGGAACUCCAAGAAAUCGUUCCAGAACUGGAGGAUGCAGUUCUGGUUGGACUGCACACGUGUGGAGACCUAGCUGCCAGCACGCUGAGGAUGUUCGUGGCCAAACGGGAGCUGAAUGCCUUGUGUAGCGUUGGCUGCUGCUACCACCUCCUCUCUGAGGAGUUUGAGCCCACCAGACAAGAGUGUGAGAAUGGAAUAUAUGGGUUUCCUGUGAGUCAGUACCUGAGGGGUCAGGCUUGUUUCUGUGGGAGAAAUGCCAGGAUGUCAGCAUGUCUGGCCCUAGAGAGGGUGACAGUUGGAGGAGGGCUGCCUAUGGAAUCACUCUUCUACAGAGCUGUUCUUCAUGUCAUUCUACAGGACCAUUAUGAUGCUCAUAAAAGUGAGAGGCGUGUGGGCAAUGUAUACUCCAAAGCUUCUUCAUUUGUGGACUACGUUCGGAGAGCGCUCCGGAAGCUGCAACUGGAUGACUCUAAGCUCUCAGACAGUAUUAUCCAGGGUUACCAUGACCAAUACAAACCCAGGAUGAAUGAGAUGGUGGCUUUUAAUAUGCUGAAGGUGACUCUAGCUCCCUGCAUUGAGGGCCUGAUUCUGCUGGAUCGUCUGUGUUACCUAAAGGAGCAGGAGAACGUCCGUGUUUCAGCCCUCGUGCAGCUCUUUGACCCGCUGAGGUCACCGCGGUGUUACGCAGUCGUCGGAGUGAAGACUUCUGGGAAAACAUGACACCCGUUGGAAACAUUACCUCAUUACUCCAACCGAUGUCGUUUUCUGAUC
Messenger RNA from Chanos chanos (milkfish), 1839 nucleotides. It is a transcript of the gene mettl25, whose product is annotated as methyltransferase like 25. NCBI's taxonomy places the organism in Eukaryota, Metazoa, Chordata, Actinopteri, Gonorynchiformes, Chanidae. The transcript has 13 exons. The record is from RefSeq and is a predicted model, not a curated record. The coding region runs from base 1 to 1788 and encodes 595 amino acids.